CUAGCUGAGGUGGAGCAGGAUGAGAUCCGGAUCUUGAGGCUCCUUGUUUCAUUGCAGCUUGAAUGUCUUUAAUGGAAAGAUUAAUGAAACCACAGAGCGGACCAUGGAUUUCCAAACAAUGUACAAAUACAUCUGUCAGUUUUGCCUCAGUAUGCAGAUUGUUUGGGGUGUAGAUGAAGUGAGGCUCCUGAAUCCUCCAGAGGAAGCUCUGCCGGACCACCUUUUGGAAACACUCUUCUCUUGUGAUGAACCUGCCACAGUGCAGCUGGACUCUAUUGUAUCUUUUGAAACAGGCUCGGUCUCCACACUCCUGCUAAGACAGUGGACGUGUGUCCCUGGUGACCCUAAAAUAAGAACUGUGAAGCUGAGAUGGCCAGAUUGGCUGGUGUAUCAAGCUGACGGGAUUGUUCCAGACUCUGCCUGGGUGCUGAGUUGUAUCCUUCGAGCCUCGGUCAGAUACAGUGGAUCCGAUGAUACUGAGGGCUCCAUCGCAGCUCAGGAUGUGGCAACAUUGCAGCCUAAGCCCUUCUUUAGUCGUCCUGUCAAACAGCAUAGGCUCUGUAUAGCCUGGAGCACACAAAUGCUGCAAUUAACUCAACAGUUUUUAAAGAAACAGUGUCUUUUGGAACCAGAAACAGUACAUUUGCUGUCUUCAAUUUAUGCCUCAACUGGAGAAAAUUUUGGCAUCACAAAGAGCCUGGACCCCUAUAGAAGUGAGGUCCUGGAGUACUUGCGAGUUAAAGCCAAUACUUUUCCAUGGUGUAUGUUUUCCAUCUGGAUAUUUGUAACUAAAUACUGCCAAGAACUCAUGUGUGGCAUUUUACACCAUAUAGACUCCCAUAAUAAUUAUGCCACACCAACAGUGUUCCUCACAGAUUCAGGCCAACUACACAUCCAGGUGAAUGGAGAUCCUGGGAAAUCCUCUGCAUUUGUUUCACCAUUCAAAGUGCCUUUAAGUGAGUGGUGCCGACUCAACGUGGCGUUGCACGGCAGGACAGUGAGCAUCUCCAUGGUGUGUACUUACAAGGAGCAGAGAACAGUUCGGUUUACAGAACAUACGUGGGGACAUGAUGUUGUGUUAGAUGACACAGAGGGAUAUUUAGUGAUUGGUGGAGGGAAAUAUAUCCCAGGUGUGGAGGGGUAUUUUGGACCAGUGGUGUACUAUCGCAACAGAAUAUCACCUUACAGCCAGUCUGAAGCUGCUGUUCCAGAGGUGAUUAAGAAAGUGAACCUGACCGGAUGGCUGCAGACCUGUCAGGGGUUUCGCCUAGAGAUGAAUGUGAAGAUCAGCGGUUAUUCACUCAAGGCCAAACAGAGGACAGAGUCUGGUAGUGGGCUUAUAUUUCCACUAGACACAUGUCUUGAUGCUUUCCAUCAGUGGAUGGUGAAGCAGAGACUGCCAUCAGAUUCCCAGUGUGAGCAGUGGGAGGCAGCUGACCCUCACAGAAAACUUGCUGCAAAACUGGUCAAGUUACUGGCUUUCAAAUACGGCGGAAGAGCAGUUUGCCUGGCAGCUGUGGGCAGAGCACUGUACUCCUUAUCGCUUCAUAAGCUGGUCAGAGGGAGCAGCAAUGGCGUGGUCAGCAGAAUAUUUCCAGUGCUGCUCCAAGCUGGCUGCCUAGCUGAUAACCGAGCUCUGCACAUGUCGUCUGUGCUCUGCAGCACUGGACUGGGAGUCCAGAAACAGCCCGUUAAGGCUUGGCUCUUGGCCCUGCUGGCUGCCCAGAACGAUGAUAGAUUGGCGCUUCUUCAUCUGGGGCACCUGCACCACCUCGGACUACAAGGUCUCCCUGCAGACCCAGAUCUGGCCUAUGCCUAUUACGCAAACAUUGCUAAACAGACAACUGUAGACCGUGAAAAUCCCACUCCACAGCAGACAUUUGUUGAGGCUGUUUACUUGAACAAUGAAGGAGUACUGAAUCUCCAGACCAAUGAAGAUCACCAUAUAUUCCAGUGGCUCAAACUGCAGGCACGCAGAGGAACAGCUGAGGCCGAGCAAGCUAUCGCCCGCAUGCUGUUCUGGGGUCAGCAGGGAGUUUCCCCAAACAUCCAGGAGGCUGCGAGACACUACAGAAGGGGAGCUGUCCAGUUAGAGGACCCAGUCUCAAUGUAUGAUUAUGGGAUUAUACUUUUGCAGGGACAGGGGGUUGAAAAAGAUGUUCCAAAAGCCAUCUCAUUCCUGAGGAAAGCAAUGGAUCAGGGUUUUGUUCCUGCAAUCAAUGCCCUGGCCUGGUACUAUGAGCAAUUUAAGCAGGACUACAAGCAGGCGGUGCAGCUGUGGGAGCAGGCUGAUCUCCUCGAGUGUCCAGAGGCUGCUUUUAAUCUUGGUGUCAUGUACUCACAGGGUCUGUAUCCAGGAAAAGCUGCCAACCAGUAUAUGGCCUAUAAAUACUAUCUGAAGUCUGCACAGAGAGGACACAUCAGAGGAGCAACUUUCCUCGCUAACAUCUGGACCACUGGAAUGCCAGGCUUUGUCAACAGACGUCCAUCAGAUGCUGUUUUGUGGGUAAAGUGGGCGGCUGAGCACAACGGAUAUUUGGGCAGUGUCUUACGCAAAGCCUUGGAUUCAUAUCUGAAGAAUGACAUGUUCAGUUCACUGUUAUAUUACAUGAUGGCUGCCGAACUGGGAUAUGUACCUGCUCAGUUUAAUGUGGCGUACCUGUGUGAACAAAAUAUGGGAGGUUUUCUGGAUCCUGUUUAUGGAUUACACUGUAUGUGGAGGUAUUACAACCUCACAAUUCAAAGUCAAGAUCCUGACACUUAUGCCAUUAUUAGGAUGGGUGACCUGUUAUAUGACGGACAUGAUGACAGGCAGAGAGACUUGUUUUCUGCCGCACAGAUGUACAAACUGGCAGCAUUAAGGAAAAAGCCACAGGGAUGGUACAAUCUUGGCCUGCUAGCUGAAGAAGGCUACAGGCUGCCACUGUCUAUACUAAUUGACCUUGGCCUCUCAGAGUUGUACCUGGCAGACAACAGUUUGCUUCUAAGUGCUUUGUACAAAAGAUGCAGAGAUUCAGAAGAUGCAGAUUCAUACUUGCCUUGCAGUCUUGCCCUCUUCCAUGUGUAUCUACAAUCAUUCCAAAAAGACUACAGAGCUGCUGUUAAGUUCUCCACUGCUGUUGCUGUGGUUGCUGCUCCGACUCUGCUCUUCGUCAUCAUUGGUUUGCUCAGAAGACGCAUCCUGUCGCUUAACUAGAACCAAGAUUCUUGUGAGGACUUGACAAACCGAAAUAAAAGAUUAAACGGCAAAGUCAACCUUCACCGCAACGGCACAGCAAUAUUUGUUGUCAGUUUACUGUUUUUAAUGGGAUUACUGGAAAGAACAAAAGUGACUGUUAUAAAACUGAAUAUUUUAUAAAUUAUACUAGUUUUUGUACAUGUCUGUGAUGUUUUUGAUAUGUCAGUUUAUUACUUUUCAUUUUAAAAAAAAGACUUGACUAAGCAAUAAAGAGUCUGAAUAAAUGUCAUGAA
Amphiprion ocellaris (clown anemonefish) is the source of this 3471-nucleotide messenger RNA. Its product is annotated as protein sel-1 homolog 3. The record is from RefSeq and is a predicted model, not a curated record. Gene Ontology annotation, molecular function: protein binding. Bases 104 to 3196 code for a protein of 1030 amino acids. The transcript has 23 exons. NCBI's taxonomy places the organism in Eukaryota, Metazoa, Chordata, Actinopteri, Pomacentridae.